UGCAAGCGUCGUCAGGCAGGCCGGGUCAAUAACAAACGGGCAGGUAGGUACAGGGGGUCAGGCAGAGAAUGGUCGGGGUCACAAACCAGGGAUCAGAACAGGAGAAGUCAGCAGAGGUCAGGAUCAAGCAGGGUCAGCAACAGGACAGGGACAGGAAUGCAGGAACAACAUACAGGGCCCGGGAAAAACACACACACACCAAGGCAAGACUGCAGGUCUGGCCAUCACUUAAAUACACCUGCAUAAGCAGCUUCAGGUGUUUGGCUGGCUGCAGGGUUGAGUCUCUGAUUGCUGGGAGCACCUGCUGGCCAGCCCUGGUACUGCAGCCCACAAGGACAGGUGAGUCCCACCAUUACUGGCAAGUCCAUUCCUGACAACAAGUGUAGGAGGAUUUGU
Messenger RNA from Staurois parvus, 396 nucleotides. Lineage: Eukaryota; Metazoa; Chordata; Amphibia; Anura; Ranidae. The record is from the annotation of a GenBank genome assembly.